AUGAUCCUAAAGGAUGAACCAAAUUUGCAAUUCGUCCCCAACGGCGUCCUUGACAAACUCGUAUGUGAGGAUGCCGUUAAAAAGGUUCUUGAGAAGCAUCGAUCAAAGCUCAAGACGGACAUAUCCACUUUAGCGGUGUUUGUCUGCACUCGGGCAAAACGAUUAUUUGCGACUCUAGUGUUUGCCGAAGUUGAGUAUCUGAUCGACAAUUUCUAUGAGCACGACUUCGAAGACGAGAAGCUCCCUGUGUCAUUGAAAGGGGGCACUGAAAGGGGAAUUUGGAAGGUGGAGGCAUCUCUUCUCAAGGAUGAAAACAAGAUAAUUAACGCUCAUCCUUUCAAUGACAGAGAGUUUUGGACCCACCGAAAGAUUGCCGACUUCCAAAACACCUAUCAAUGGCCGUUCCUUUGCCCGGUAUUCGUCAAAGAUCAGUUUGAAUAUCAAUUUCAUGGGAGAUUUAGAAUGCCUUUUCUCGAUGAAGAGAGCAUAAGCUCCAAGGAGAGCAUUUUUAGCACUGUGGAGGAGUGGCGGAUUCACCGCGAUCAUAUCGAGAUCGACGAGUUCAUGGUAAGGCUAUGGCCGGGCAUGUCUCUUGAUCGCGACGAUCACCCUCGUGUUGCGGUUAAAUCACUGAAGAAGCCAAGCUGGAGCGAUGCUGAGUUUGAAGCUGUCGUCAGAGCCGAAGUCAGGAAUUUGAAGAUGCUAAGGAACAUAAAUCACCCGCACCUGAUCAGAGCUAUUGCCUACUACAAGCGGGGUAAGAAGCACUAUAUAAUGUUCCCGUGGGCCGGUCAAGGCAGUCUGAGGAAACUUUGGGAAGAUGAUCCUCCAGCCCUUGAUCCACGGUAUUUAAAAUGGUUCUUCACACAGCUCUGCGGUCUAUCUGAAGCGAUCGCGAGGCUGCAUCACCAGCCCGACGAAACACCAUUUAGCAGUCCACAACCAAAUACUGGGAGGUCUUUGCGUCAUGGUGACCUUAAACCAGAGAAUAUCCUUUGUUUUGAAAAUUCCGCGGAACCGAGCGAUAGGAAAGCACAUCAAUGUGUUCUCAAGAUCACUGAUGUGGGCCUUUCGAAACCGCACGACACGGUAACACAAAUGCGGACAGCAGGCACCCGCACCAUGGCUGGAACUAUCAUGUACGAGCCCCCGGAAGUAGAGCUAGAGAAAGACAAACCUAGGUCCCGCCGCUACGAUAUAUGGUCAAUGGGAUGCAUAUACCUUGAGUUCCUUAUAUGGAUUCUAUAUGGCUCCAAGGGCUUGACACGUUUCAACCAAGACCUAAGUGUACUGGGCACUACCACAAGAUUCUACCACAUUGAUGAAAAGACGAAGACAGCUCAACUCAACAAGGAUGUUCAAAAGUGGAUCGAUUAUAUAAAACAGGAGGACCUAAGAUGCUCCGAGAAUACUGCCCUUCGACGCUUACUCGAACUCAUCAUCGAAGGGUUGCUGGUUCCUAACGUCCAUAACCCAAGUGUUAAGCGCACACGGACCUUGCGCCCCGAUGCGGGUUUUACAACACCAUCCGGCCUCUCUAUCACCGUCCGAUCAGCCACCUUUUGCUCUGAGAACGCAGAAAUCGAAUCAUAUGGAGGUAGACUAGCGGCAAAUGACAUGUACGAGCAGAUAAGAGAGAUAUUAAAUGAUGCCAUCUCAUCUGAAAUCGAAUGGAUGAAAUGGGACGCCCCAACCCAACAAGGGCCAGGGCUAUAUGGAAACCAACUGGACCCUUCCAACGCCGUCAAACAAGGAUUCCGUAACCGAGAGUUUGACGAUAAGUGGGACUAUGCCCCCGAUACCGAGUCAGCGGAACGAUUAUUCGCGGAUCCCAUCUUCCGAGCCGGACUACCACGAAAAAGUGAGGAUUCUAAGCUUUGCAACAGAUGCGGCAGCCUACGACUAUGGCUUCCGACUUGCACUUUUUCGGAUUCACUAACAGGUCUGAGUGAAAAAUCGAAUUACUGCAAUCUUUGCAACCUCCUGUUGCACCAUGUGGAUGGAUUUGGCUCUAGAACAUCCGGUAACGUUCAGUUCUUUCGGAUUGGUUCCUUUUUGACCUCCAAUAACGCACCACAGCAGCCAAUUGUUUCCCUUUAUACUUUGCCAGGCAAAGUGGUUCUUCUAGGUCUUCAGCUUGAAGCACGUUCACCUAAUAUUCAGAUUGGCUUGCCGCAGUUUCCUGGUGCAGGAAGUAUAUCGCAUAUCAAGCUGCUCACCGAGUGGAUUCGUAGCUGCGACGAAACUCACAAAUGCUUGCCCAGAACAGACUCCUUCCUUCCAACUCGGGUAAUUGAUGUCGGCAGUAAAGACUCUCCCAAUGUUCGGCUGUUCUGCGACACGCAAGACCGACCUGGAAAGUACCUAGCGCUGUCGCAUCGCUGGGGAUCACCUACACAAAACAAGAAAUUUUGCACUGAAAAGGAUAAUCUCAAGAAACAUGAGGAGGGCAUACGUAUCGCCGAUUUACCGAAAACAUUCCGCGACGCGAUACACGUGACCCGAAAUCUUGGUGUUCAGUAUCUCUGGAUUGAUUCACUCUGCAUUAUUCAAAAUGAUGAAAAGGACUGGGAAGCAGAGUCGAAACUUAUGGAGCAAGUAUUCAGCUCAGCAUAUGCUACGAUUGCCGCUAGCUGUGCCAAUGGAACGGAUGAUGGCUUCCUCAAGUCUCGAACAGAGCGGCGGUGCGUGACAAUGACUAAUAACGCUUCCGGUUCGAAGUUCUACCUAUGCAACGCCAUAGAUGAUUUUCACAAUCAUGUGGACCAAGGAGAGUUGAACAAGAGAGGAUGGGUAUUGCAAGAGAGAGCCUUGUCGCGCCGAACCAUCUACUUCACCGAGAAGCAAACUUACUGGGAGUGCGGAGAAGGUGUGCGAUGUGAGACACUAACUAAGAUGAAAAAUGCAAGAGCAUCCUUCCUAGGAGACGCGAACUUCCCUCAUUCCGUCGACGACUAUGUCAAAGGAAAGAAAAUCAAGCUUUGGCAAGGCCUAUACGAACAUUAUUCGAAUUUAGCCCUCUCUUUCAAGGUUGAUAGGCCUGUUGCCAUUAGGGGCCUGGAAAAGCGACUUAUACGUACCCUGGCAACGGUGGGCGGAUACGGUGUUUUCGACUUAUUUCGUCAUCGCAGUCUUCUAUGGCAGCGAUCGGGCGAUAAACUGGCUCGAAUAUCAUUCCUGAAGGAUCGUCACGACUCCAUCCCUUCAUGGUCGUGGAUGGCAUACGACGGUGGGAUCAAGUACAUGGAUGUUCCUUUUGGAAAAGUAGUCUGGAAUGAAGAUGUCUCCUCGCCUUUCAAGGCAGGAAAUCUCGAUUCAGGAGCAGAAGGAAGGCUACCCCUCGAUAUUGAAGCGCCGAUUUGCGGGCUGAAUGAGGAUGCAAAUCGUCAUUUAAUUCUUGACGAACCUGGCUGUAACUUAACCAAGCCGCUCAAGUGCGUGAUUAUUGGAUCAAACCAGGACUCAGAGCAGGAUAAGAAUCGUGUACAUUACGUCUUGGUUGUCACACUUGUCUUUCGGGGUCUCACUAGGAUCUAUGAAAGAGUUGGCGUUGGCAUACUGAACAGCGAGCAAAUUGUGCAGGCCGAAGUUGGGGAAACGGUUCACAUCAGAUAG
Messenger RNA from Lindgomyces ingoldianus, 3615 nucleotides. Its product is annotated as HET-domain-containing protein. The record is from RefSeq and is a predicted model, not a curated record. NCBI's taxonomy places the organism in Eukaryota, Fungi, Ascomycota, Dothideomycetes, Pleosporales, Lindgomycetaceae. Bases 1 to 3615 code for a protein of 1204 amino acids. The transcript is spliced from 5 exons. Gene Ontology annotation, molecular function: ATP binding; protein kinase activity. Gene Ontology annotation, biological process: protein phosphorylation.